Varanus komodoensis (Komodo dragon) is the source of this 2323-nucleotide messenger RNA. RefSeq names its product phosphoglucomutase 1 (gene PGM1). Gene Ontology annotation, molecular function: magnesium ion binding; phosphoglucomutase activity. Gene Ontology annotation, cellular component: cytosol. The coding region runs from base 68 to 1756 and encodes 562 amino acids. NCBI's taxonomy places the organism in Eukaryota, Metazoa, Chordata, Lepidosauria, Squamata, Varanidae. Gene Ontology annotation, biological process: carbohydrate metabolic process. The record is from RefSeq and is a predicted model, not a curated record. The transcript has 11 exons.
CCUGCAGCCAGCCCAGCUUCUCCAGCACACCCGCUAGCCGCCGCCGGAGCCCCCUCGCCCAGCCACCAUGGUGAAGAUCGUGACCGUCAAAACCAAAGCCUACUUCGACCAAAAGCCCGGCACCAGCGGCCUUCGCAAGCGGGUCAAGGUUUUCCAGGACAACGCCCACUAUGCCGAGAAUUUCAUCCAGAGUAUUAUCUCCACCAUCGACCCGGCGCAGAGGCAGGAGGCCACCUUGGUGGUUGGGGGAGAUGGCCGCUUCUACAUGAGGGAGGCUAUCCAGCUGAUCCUCCGCAUCGCCGCCGCCAACGGGAUUGGCCGUUUGGUAAUUGGACAGAAUGGAAUUCUUUCUACCCCAGCUGUGUCCUGCAUUAUUAGAAAAAUAAAAGCAAUUGGUGGCAUAAUUUUGACUGCAAGUCACAACCCUGGCGGACCUAAUGGAGAUUUUGGCAUUAAGUUCAAUAUUUCAAAUGGAGGGCCUGCUCCUGAAGGUAUUACUGACAAAAUUUUCCAAAUUAGCAAGACGAUUGAAGAGUAUGCUAUAUGUCCAGAUCUAAAUGUAGACCUCAAUACAAUUGGAAAGCAGCAGUUUGAUUUGGAGAACAAGUUUAAACCAUUUACAGUUGAAAUUGUGGACUCUGUAGAAGCUUAUGCCAACAUGUUGAGGAAUAUUUUUGAUUUUAGUGCACUAAAAGAACUACUCUCGGGUCAAAACCAUCUAAAGAUUCGGAUAGAUGCUAUGCAUGGAGUUGUUGGCCCUUAUGUAAAAAAGAUCCUCUGUGAAGAACUUGGAGCACCAGCAAAUUCUGCUGUGAACUGUGUACCUCUUGAGGACUUUGGUGGCCAUCAUCCUGAUCCAAACUUAACCUAUGCCGCUGAUCUAGUCCAGACCAUGAAAACUGGAGAAUAUGAUUUUGGAGCUGCCUUUGAUGGUGAUGGGGAUCGCAACAUGAUACUUGGAAAACAUGGAUUCUUUGUUAAUCCCUCAGACUCUGUGGCUGUUAUUGCUGCAAAUAUUUUCAGUAUUCCUUACUUUCAACAAACAGGAGUUCGAGGAUUUGCACGAAGCAUGCCUACAAGUGGAGCAAUUGACAGGGUCGCCAAAGCUACAAAGAUUGCCCUAUAUGAAACUCCAACAGGUUGGAAGUUCUUUGGAAACUUAAUGGAUGCAAGCAAGCUAUCUUUGUGUGGAGAGGAGAGUUUUGGUACUGGAUCAGAUCAUAUUCGUGAAAAAGAUGGACUCUGGGCAGUCUUGGCAUGGCUGUCAAUCAUAGCUGUCCGCAAACAGAGUGUGGAAGAGAUCCUGAAAGAUCACUGGCAAAAAUAUGGGCGCAAUUUCUUCACAAGAUAUGACUAUGAGGAGGUGGAUGCUGAUGGUGCUAACAAGAUGAUGAAGGAUCUAGAGACACUCUUUUUUGACCGUUCCUUUGUGGGGAAGCAGCUGUCAGCAGGGGACAAAUCAUACACUGUGGAGAAAGCUGAUAAUUUUGAAUACAGUGAUCCUGUUGAUGGAAGCAUCUCAAGAAACCAGGGUUUGAGGCUCAUCUUUGCUGAUGGUUCUCGUAUCAUCUUUAGACUAAGUGGCACAGGAAGUGCUGGAGCAACUGUGCGUCUCUAUAUUGAUAGCUAUGAAAAAGAUGCACCAAAAAUCUAUGAAGAUCCACAGGUCAUGUUGGCUCCUCUGAUCUCCAUUGCACUGAAACUUUCCCAGCUUCAUGAGAGAACUGGCCGCACUGGUCCCACUGUUAUCACAUAAACAUAAAACUUGAAGCCAUGCAGAGUGAUUGGCUGCUAUCAGUUGGAAUCAACUGGUCCUUCUUCCUGUUGUCAGAUUUAUUCUUAAAAAUGCUAACACUGUAUUCAAAAGCACUAUGAAGUGAUAAAAGCAUAGAUGUGAUUUUAAAAGUUUACACUAUGUGUAUACUGAUAUGCAUUGCCUUUUUAAUGUCAUCUGUUACCUUUCUAAUUUGUGCAUAAUAUCAAAGCAGAAUGCUGCCUUUUGGUUUAGCAGAUGGCCAUAUCAAAGCAAAAGGAGUAAAUCCUGGUCUACUACUACUAUUCUCUGGAGUUCCUUUGUGUUGCCUCUGCACAAAAGGUGUUUCAGAGGUUUUGGCAAUGUGUAGACUUCCUUUUAAGCUUUUCCUCAUUAAAUGUACAAUCACUGUGAAUUACCAUCUUUCCCUAGUCCCAUGGGCUCUUGCAUACAAAAAAAUCUGUCAACUGAAUUUUGUGCCAUUAUCUCUUGUAGAAGACACAGCUACUCCCUCUCAGAAUUCACCAUAAGAAUGAGCAUUAUAAGAUAUUAAAAUGCAGUGAAACACUA